GCAGCUGCAGCAGGAGCAGCAGCAGCAGCAGGCACCCCAGCUCCGCUCGCUCGGCAGCAUCCAGCGUGGGGAUCCGCGCUCUGCCCCGGCUCCCUGACACGGGAUGGACGUUCCUGAGCACUGAGCUCAGCCGCUGUAAAAAGCAAGUAGGAAAAUAUACAUCUGGAUGAAAUUGAACAUGAUUAGAAGAUAGCACGAUACACCAUGAUCAUGGCCCCCCGGAAGAGGAAUCGUCAUGCCUUGGGGUUUCUUUGUUGUUUUGGAGGCAGCGACCUCCCUGAAAUCAACCUCAAGGACAAUAAUCCCCUCCAAUUCCUUGAGUUUUCUGUCCCAAUCCCACCAGCAGAAGAGCUCAAUGCCAGAUUCGCUGAACUUGUGGAUGAAUUGGAUCUCACAGACAAGAACAGAGAGGCUAUGUUUGCACUCCCUCCAGAGAAGAAAUGGCAGAUUUACUGCAGCAAAAAGAAGGAACAAGAAGAUCCCAAUAAGCUUGCUACCAGCUGGCCCGACUACUACAUUGACCGCAUCAAUUCCAUGGCAGCAAUGCAGACUCUGUAUGCUUUCGAUGAAGAAGAAACAGAAAUGAAAAAUAAAAUAGUUGAAGACUUGAAGACAGCUCUGCGGACGCAGCCCAUGAGGUUUGUGACCAGGUUUAUUGAGCUGGAUGGCCUGAGCUGUUUGCUGAACUUCCUGAAGAGCAUGGACUAUGAGACCUCGGAGAGUCGCAUCCACACAUCCGUUAUAGGGUGUAUCAAGGCACUGAUGAACAACUCCCAGGGACGGGCUCACGUCCUGGCCCAUCCUGAAAGUAUCAACAUCAUAUCCCAGAGCUUGCGGACUGAGAACAUUAAGACCAAGAUUGCUGUGCUGGAGAUCCUAGGGGCUGUCUGCUUGGUACCAGAUGGUCACAAAAAAGUCUUGCAAGCCAUGCUCCACUACCAAGUCUAUGCUGCAGAAAGGACAAGAUUCCAGUCGCUGUUAAAUGAGCUGGACCGAAGCAUGGGGCGAUACCGAGAUGAAGUAAACCUCAAAACAGCCAUCAUGUCCUUUAUCAAUGCUGUUCUGAAUGCAGGUGCUGGUGAGGACAAUUUGGAGUUCCGAUUGCACCUCCGAUAUGAAUUUCUAAUGCUGGGAAUUCAACCCGUCAUUGACAAGCUCAGAGGACAUGAGAAUGCCACGCUGGAUAGACAUUUAGAUUUCUUUGAGAUGGUCAGAAAUGAAGAUGACCUGGAGCUUGCCAAGAGGUUUGACCUGAUCCACAUUGAUACAAAAAGUGCCUCUCAGAUGUUUGAGUUGAUCAAGAAGAGAUUGAAGCACACAGACGCCUAUCCCUAUUUGUUAUCCAUCCUCCAGCACUGCUUGCAGAUGCCAUAUAAGAGGAAUGGAGGAAACUUCCAGCAGUGGCAGCUGUUGGACAGAAUACUCCAACAAAUUGUUCUACAGGAUGAACGAGGAGAUGAUCCAGAUAUAGCUCCAUUGGAAAACUUCAAUGUCAAAAAUAUCAUUAAAAUGCUGGUGAAUGAAAAUGAGGUCAAGCAGUGGAGGGAUCAGGCAGAGAAGUUCCGGAAAGACCAUGCAGAGCUGAUGAGCCGGCUAGAGAAGAAGGAGAGGGAAUGUGAAACAAAAACCCAGGAGAAGGAUGAAAUGAUGAAGACCCUGAACAAAAUGAAGGACAAGCUGCAGAAGGAAUCCUUGGAGCUGCGCCAGACCCGAGACCAGAUGAAUGAUCUGGUGGCUCAGCUUAAUGAGUUCUCGCAAGGGGGCAGCAUUUCCUUCCCACCCCCACCACCCCCUCCUCCAGGUGGCCCAUUAGCUUUGUCCUCUUCUCAUAUGUCUGAGAAUUUGCCACCACUGCCACCUCCUCUGCCUUUCUCCAGCUGUCCCCCACCUCCUGCUCCACCACCUCCACCAGGAGGACCUCCUCCUCCACCAGGAGCACCACCUUUCUUCAGCAUGGGGGUGCCACCCCCUUCCACAACCACCUUCAGCACCAGUGGCCCCAGUCUGAAGAAGAAAUCUAUCCCACAGCCUUCACAUCCACUGAAAUCCUUCAACUGGGCUAAGCUGAGUGAGGAGAGGAUCCAUGGCACGAUCUGGAAUGAGAUUGAUGAUUUAAAGGCAUUCAAGGUGCUGGAUCUAGAAGAUUUUGAAAAGAUGUUCUCUGCAUAUCAGAGGCACCAGGACCUGCUAACUAACCCCUCCUCCUGUAAGCAGAAAGAGAUGGGCUCAACAGAAGACCUCUACCUCUCCACACGAAAGGUGAAAGAGCUCUCUGUGAUUGAUGGCCGGAGGGCCCAGAAUUGUGUCAUUCUCCUUUCCAAGUUGAAGCUGUCUAAUGAAGAAAUCAGGCAAGCAAUCUUGAAGAUGGAUGAGCAAGAAGACCUAGCGAAAGAUAUGCUUGAGCAGCUACUGAAGUUUGUUCCUGAAAAGAGCGAUACUGACCUGUUGGAGGAGCACAAACACGAAAUCGAGCGCAUGGCCCGGGCGGAUCGUUUCCUCUUCGAAAUGAGCAGGAUUGACCACUACCAGCAGCGGCUGCAAGCAUUAUUCUUUAAGAAGAAGUUUCCAGAGAGGCUGGCAGAAGCAAAACCAAAAGUGGAAGCCAUUCUUCUGGCAUCCAAAGAACUCAUCCGAAGCAAGCGUUUGAGGCAACUCCUGGAGGUAGUUCUUGCCUUUGGGAAUUACAUGAACAAGGGCCAAAGGGGAAGCGCUUAUGGCUUCAAAGUCUCCAGCCUGAACAAAAUUGCGGACACCAAAUCCAGCAUAGACAGGAACAUUACACUCUUGCACUACCUAAUUAUGAUCUUUGAAAAGAAUUAUCCAGAUAUCCUAGAUAUCCAGUCUGAGUUGCAGCACCUUCCAGAAGCAGCAAAAGUCAACCUGGUAGAGCUGGAGAAGGAAGUCAACAACAUAAAGACUGGAUUGAAAGCUGUUGAAACUGAGCUGGAUUAUCAGAAGAGACGCAUGCGAGAAUCAGGGGACAGGUUUGUUCCUGUGAUGAGUGAUUUCAUCACUGUGGCCAGUUUCAGCUUCUCAGAGUUAGAAGACCUUCUCAACGAGGCUAGAGACAAGUAUGCCAAGGCACUGAAGCAUUUUGGAGAGACCGAGGGCAAGAUGCAGCCAGAUGAAUUUUUUGGCAUCUUCGACACUUUCUUACAGUCAUUUGCAGAGGCCAAGCAAGAUCUGGAGAAUAUGAGGAAGAAAAAGGAAGAGGAGGAGCGCAGGGCACGCAUGGAGGCCAUGCUAAAAGAACAGAGGGAGAAAGAGAGGCGACAAAAGAAAGCAAAAGCUGGAAGCAUCUCUGAAGAGAGUGGGGAGUUUGAUGACCUGGUGUCAGCAUUAAGGUCAGGUGAAGUCUUUGACAAAGACUUAUCCAAGCUCAAGCGUAACCGCAAGCGUUCGGGGAACCAAGGCUUAGAGACAAGCCGUGAGCGGGUGGUGACAAAGCUAAAUUAUUAACUACAAGAGGAAGAGAAAUAAUCAACCAAAAGAAGGUGUUGAAAAAGUGCAAAGCAAGGAAGAUGAAUGUGUGUGAUGGCGCCUGGCUGACAGCUGCCCCAAAGGCUUUGGUCUGUAGCUAGAGACGUUACCUUUCCAUGAUCAGCUUUCCUCUCACCCCUCUUCUGUGCUCCUAAUUUGAACCAUUAUAAAAGUGCCUCUGUGGAUCCAGCAGAGCCUGUGACUGGGCCAUGCAGAGCUGACAGAUCUGCUUCUGGGAGUUUGUUGUGUCAUCAAAGGCCUCAUGGUGAUGACAGAAAGUACUUGCGCCUUGCAGACAGCCUCACAGCUGGAACAAGAUAAUUUCUGUGUGCCAAAGAAAAAACUAGUCAUGAUCUCCAUCUUGCUGAUAACAAGGAAGACUAAUUUCAGACCAACUCUGUAAACAACUAUCACUUCUUCAGGAUCUAGACUGGCCUUCAGGGGUUUGUUGAGAUGUGGUUCUCAAGUUUCCAAUUCCCUUCUAGAACUGGAUUUUAUAAGCCAUUGAUUAGCACCUGAAAAAAGCAUUUUAGCUCAUGUCCUGUAUGGUAUUUUUGUGUGGCCUACACUGUACAAAGCAAGUGAAGCUUAGAAAGAAGUCUUCAGUUUCUGUAACAAAAUGAAAAUCAAGAAUCAGGAUCAAUAUACAAUAAUUUGAAGAGGUCUUUUGGAUUCUGCUUUGCUAGAAUGAGUUUUCUGGAAUUUCUUGGUGGUUGAGUCUCCAGGCUAUGAAAUGGAUCUUCUUGGAAAGAAACUCUGGCUUUCCUUUAGAAAACUAAGCCACUGCCAGGUUGGGAUUACAAGUAAAUGACUGUAGAGUCUUUUGUCAUUGCUGGAGGCUGGCAGAGAAUCAGUGGAAAAUUUCUUAUCUUUUUGUGCAAGAUUGGAAAUUGGGAGCUCCCUAGUAUCAUUCACAGGUCUCCAGUAGCAAACAGUGAACAGGUCCACUGCCUGCCAGAAGUGAGAUUUCUUUUCCACUUGAUGCUAGCUGUGAUUGUUGUUGGCAUGAACUGAUCUUUCUGUCUAACAGCCUGGCCACCACUGUACACACUCCACUCCUGCCGAGGGGAACCACGUCAUUAGAAAAGUAUGAAUGGUGUAAAGGAGAGCCUUGGAGCACACCGACUUUUUCAUUUUGAAGAAAUCACUUGGGAUGAACCAUGGGACAGCUCCAUAAUUAAAACUGAGAAUUUUUCGAGGAGGACACAGAAUUGUGUAAGCCAGUCAGGCUUUGGAGUUAACUUAAUUCAGAAGAAACAAAUACAUUUGUAGUUAAGUUACAUGAAUUAAAUAUAUAAGCAGAAAAGCAAAGUACCCAAGAAGAGGCUCGAAUUCUGUGUGUCUUCAUGGUUCUAGGAAAGGAAUUGGAUUGUGUGGGCUGUCAUGGCCUUUUUUUUUCACCUUUUUUUUCAAACUUGUCUUCUUUUUUAUUAUCUUCCCUGGGGAUGGAAAAGAGGAAAAGAAAAAAUGGUGAUGGAUUCUUCCUCCUAUACAGGAAGAAAAGAGAGAACAUUUGAGAAGAGGGACCCACCAUCUACAAAUUGCUGCAUUAGUCGAUAGCACAAAAUGUCAAGGAAUCCCAGGGAAGUUUAAUCAUUUGGUUUGAUCUGAAUGUCACUUAACCUCAGGCUCUGCACUGAGUCUGCAGAACAGAACUUCCUCUGCAAUGCACGCUGCCUGAUCAGUAUUACACACUACAAUGUUGGAGAAGCAAACUGUGAUGGUUUUCUGAACACUUUGAGAGUUAAAUAAUUAUGUAAACUAUUAAAAGCAAAAAAGAGAGUUGAGGGAAGAGAAGCAAAAAAGUCAGAAUUGUUAAACUCUGAUGUUUCAUUGUUUACUGGAUUUUGAGUCUCCCACCCCAGAAUUUCCCUAUUUAGGACAUUCCAGACUGCCGCGCCUCUGUAUAAUACUCAUCGUAAAGAGCUGGUAUCUUACAAGAGCUGGGUGCAUUCUCCUCCCUUACUAUCCCACUCCCCUUCUGGGAUUAGCUAUUAACAGCAAUGCCUAUUGCAGUGGACACAAGCACCUUGUAGAAGAAAGACUAUUUCAUAAAGGUUUUUGAAAGUUUAAGAAAAAAAAAUCUCACUUUUUUAAGCAUUUUUAUUUUAAAUUACAAAUGAAUUUUUAGAAAUGUCUCUUGUAAAUUAUAUUAACAAGCUCCUUGCUGCUCCCUGAAGUAGACUUGCUAUAUAUCCCAGCCCUUUUGUUUGUCUUGUUUUAAAGCAUGCCAUGUAACCUAUGCCAUGUAAGCCAUAUGAGAGGUGGUAAUAUGUGCCAAAUUGGUAUACAGUUGAGUUUAGAUUUGAAUAAUCCCUGAAUUCCAAAGAUUAUGCUUUUAGGCAUUAGAACAUUGUAGGGUUUUUUUCCUCCCUCUUUGUUCUCCCUGGGUUUAGGACUCACCCAGAACUUCACGUGUAGUGCCAAGGUCAGUUCUAGUGCAAGAUGAUGUGCAAGUACAGCUGCUUGCCUGCUCCCCAGGUACUUGUUUGAUAAGGCAGACUGUCAGCGUGGCAGCUGCCAGAGAAGAAACACCUCAGGGCAAACCCUUUGAAUAUAAAUACAGCAUUUCCCCUGCCCCAGUAUUUGUCAAACCAGGUUUGUGCUGUGCUGUCUGAAACUGAAGUCACUUUGCCAGGCACAAAUGUAGCAAAAGCAGAGAGAGUGAUAAAUCCUCUGUCCCUUUGUGUACACAGUUCAGCCCUGAUUUUUUAAAGAGCUUGUGCAUGAUGGUACGCAACAAUGCUCCAGCCACACUGGGAGUCAAAGAAAGCUGCUAUAGUUUUGCCACCUCUUUUACUCAUACAUUAAUAAUGAGAGAUUGUGCAACUCCUGUAAAUCAGCUGUGGGAUCCUUAAGGGGAUGGACAGAAAUUCAGAGUCAUGCCCUGAUUCAAUGCAGCUCAACUUUCUCAGCACUCCAGUGCCCCAGGCUCCCCAUUUUGAAUCAGCGAUGGUGGCCAAAAGUUUUGUUCAGUGUGCUGGACAGUCCCCCAGGCUCUUGACUCCAUGGUGAAAGUUCAUAAAGAAGGUUUUGGAAAAGCUCAGUUUCACACUGAGGCAAGCAGUGUUUUCAUGCAAGUGGUGACAAGCAGAGUGGCUCUUUAAAUUAUCAGUAUGAGAUGAGAUUACCCACACAGAAGAUAAGGAAAAAAUUGGCUCUGCUGUAGGGCAUCAGAUUCUUGCUGAAGUUUGUCCAUGUUCCUCAUCUCUUGGGUACUAUGGGUACAUAUAAUGCUCCCUUCUUCAGCAGUUGUAGUUGAGUUGCCAGGUGCUGAAGGAGAAAGGAAAAUCUUAUUCCUGGGUAGGUUUAGGAAGAGGUCUGAGGUCUAACAUCACUGAAGAAGCUGGAGAAGAGCUAGGGUCUGCUGUUGUCCUUGCACCUGUGCACAGAACCAGCAUUUUAAGAGAAGUCACUCUGUGGUUGGAAAUAAGUGGAGAAGAAGGAGA
Molecule: messenger RNA, 6929 nt
Organism: Melospiza georgiana
Lineage: Eukaryota; Metazoa; Chordata; Aves; Passeriformes; Passerellidae
Gene: DAAM2
Product: dishevelled associated activator of morphogenesis 2
Exons: 26
Coding region: 205-3459 (1084 amino acids)
Biological process (GO): negative regulation of oligodendrocyte differentiation; actin cytoskeleton organization; positive regulation of canonical Wnt signaling pathway
Molecular function (GO): actin binding; small GTPase binding
Source: RefSeq, a predicted model, not a curated record